AUGAAGGAUAGCCUCGCAGAGGGCCACCUUCUCCCAGCAUUGAAGUAUUGCCUGAAUUUCCUCAAUGAAUUGAGAACGUCUCAGCUUUCUCCCAAGGAAUACUACGAAUUGUACAUUGCGGUCUUCGAUUCCUUGGAGUAUCUUUCAACAUAUCUCAAACAAUCGCAUGAACGGAAGCAAUUGAAGAAGGAUGACCCUCCAUUCUUGGCGGAUCUCUACGAAUUGGUUCAGUACCUGGGCAACAUCGUCCCCAGGUUAUAUAUGAUGAUUGUUAUUGGAACGACGUAUAUGUCGACCAAUAGUGAAAGUACGAAGGAGAUCAUGAAGGACAUGAUUGAGAUGUGUAAGGGAGUCCAACACCCGAUCAGAGGUCUUUUUCUAAGGAACUACUUAUCGCAAAGGUCAAAGGAUCUUCUACCAAUUGAAACAGAAGAGGAUUUUGAAGACACUGUGGAUUUUCUCAUGACAAACUUCAUUGAGAUGAACAAACUUUGGGUCAGGCUUCAACAUCAAGGACACUCAAGCGAGCGGGAACUUAGAUAUAGGGAGAGGAAAGAACUAAAAGUUCUAGUUGGUUCCAACUUGGUUCGUCUUUCGCAGGCAAUAGAUGACUUCCCAACUGAGGAAAAAGAUUUUGGUGAGAAUUACUACAAAGAAACAAUUUAUCCUAUCGUCACAGAGCAAAUCAUCCAAUGCAAGGAUCAUCUUGCACAAAGUUACCUUAUAGAUGUGUUGAUCCAGAUUUUUCCAGACAACUUCCACUUUGUCACAAUUGAUGAUUUACUUAAUAAUGUGUUUUUAAAACUACACCCAGCUUUGCAAAAGUCAGAGUUGGUCUCGAAUUUGGUUGAUCGCUUUGUAACAAAUCUCAUCUACGAGUCUGAUCUAAGCGAAGCCACAAAAAAGACUGAAAAUCUUGGAAAAGGAGGCGAGUCAAGUACACCUGAACCGUAUGUCAACGUUGAGCUGGUUUUUGAAUCAUUCUGGGAAUUCUACGACAACCUCUCUCAGUUGCAACCUUCCGUUCCAUCGGAGGAGAUGUGUUUGAUUCUUCGGUCAAUGAUCAAACUCACACUCAACUUCCAACCUGAAAACUACUCCAACCUCAAUAAAAUCUUUGAAUUUGCGAUGCAAACCUUGAAGAAGCGGAAUACUGGAGACGAAGAGACCAACGACAGGUCUGAAUCGAGCUUGUGGUACGAGCUUCUUGUUGAACCUAUCAAUGAGCUGAAAUCAAUAAAGAGCUUACUUCAAUUGGAAAACUUCAAGCAACUUUACGACCAGAUCCCAGACCCACACUUCAAAAGGCAGCUUUCACUUGUUAUCAUUAACAAACUUCUUGAUCUGCCUGAGUUCGGUACCAUGAAAAGUAUCGAGGAAAUCGAUGACGUUUUCGCUUACUUUGUUGUUCUCAUUGAAGAGCAAGACUCUAAGGUAGAUACUCAGAAGGAUUUGGGUAUCAAAAAGUCCAUUAAGCUUGAAGGAGGAGAAAAGGUUGUCAGCGAAGACUUCUUGCAAAGACAAGAAAAGGUUUGCAAGUGUUUACAUUUGGUAUCCCAUGCUGAUGCUACAGAUGCUUUGUCUAGCCUUUUUUACAUCAAAAAGAAAUUCUUGAGCAGAUGUCCCGAAAACAUCAUCUACACUUAUCCAACUUUGAUUUCCAUGAUAACUAACCUUUUGCGUCUUGCAGGAUACAAGAAUGCAAGGAGAAGAUCAAAGGACCCAGAAGCUAGAGCCCAACUAGACCAGCUGGUUACCUACAACUUCAAGAAUUUGUCAGUGGUUAUCGAGGAACUUUAUCAGCAUCAUCAAACGUACUACUCGGAUUUGGUUCUCAAGUUGUACCUCAAUGCGGCCACUAUAGCAGACCAAUUGCAACAAGAAACCGUUGCAUAUGAGCUUUUUCAUCAAAGUUUCGUCAUCUACGAGGAGAAUCUCUCUGUCAGCAAACCCGUGAAAAAUGCACCAAGUCCCCAAGACCCGAUGGGUGGAUCAGUCUCAUAUCAGCUGGUUUUAGCUAUUGCAAAUGCUUUGGCGAAUCUGCGCUAUUUCAGUAAGGAAAACUACGAGUCAUUAAUUACCAAGGUCACUCUCUAUGGCUCCAAGUUGCUUAAGAAGCAGGAUCAGUGCCGUGCCAUCUAUAACUGCGCUCAUUUGUGGUGGUGGUGCGACUCGUUGAUCGAGGGGCAGUCACCCACAGUUAUUGUCGAGGAUGGCACGGAUGAUGCACAAGCUGCUAAAGAUGCCAACGGGGAAGGGAAUCAGGAGCAGGAGAAUAAAAAUGGUGAAAGCGAGAAAGACGACGAUCAUUCUGAUGCCGAGAUCGAGACACAGCUCUACAGAGAUGGCAAAAGGGUUCUUGAAUGUCUUCAGAAAGCACUCCGUGUUGCCGACUCGAGCAUGGAUCCUUUCCUCCUGUUGAAGCUUUUCGUCGAAAUCCUCAAUCGCUGCAUCGUCUUUAACAUCUACGGUAAUUGGUACAUUGACGCGCGGUACAUCAACGGGCUUAUCGACUUGAUUCGCAAUAAUUUAGCCAACCUCCAAGGUCAAGAUUCUUCCCGCACAGAAGAUGACAGAGAGACGAGGCUCUAUCGCUUGAUUGAAGUCUAUUUUGAUCGUACCUUGGAGCAUGUUGCCGACCAGCAGCAGAGCGAGGGACGCCUCGAGGGAGUUGUUGUAUAUAAGCAUCUUGCCCGUGAUAGUUCCGUGUGGAAUAGGCUUAUAUAUGGCCUGUCCCGGGUCCCACUCAAUGUGGACCACGAACAAUCGAUUUCGGAGAAAGAGGUGGAAAAGGACGAGAAGAAGCCAAUGAAUUUCAGACUUGUUGUUUUAUAUGCCUGGAUGGCAAUUACAACGGUGUUUGCGUUGUACGAGGUGCUGAAGUUUUCUCUUCCCUCCAGCCUCAACCCAAGCCUCAUAUCAGGUGCCAAUGGCAUAUCAAAGCCGAAGGUCGGUCUUAGUUCUAAGGCUGGUGUUUUGUUUGCCAACAAGGAACCUUCAAACGAGAUCAUUGAGGUCUCCUAUCCCUUCGUUCCUAGCGAGAGAUAUGGGCAGUCAUUGCACACCCAACUCUUGGUGAAUGACACUUUCGACCUGUGGGGGCACCCACUGUUUACCCAAUACUCUCCACCAGAUGUCGAAUUCAAUAGAGUGGUUUUGACAUUACAUGUGAAUAUCACUGGUAUUCAAUAUGAUAGAUUGGGCCAUCUCUUUGUUGGCGGCGCAGAAGUGUGGAGAACCAGUACCAUUGAGCCAGGCGGAUCACUUGUCUUCUCUGUUUUCAGUAAAGACGUUUCGAAGUAUCUUGCUCUCUUCAAGGAAGAAAGCGAUGUCUUAUUCCAAUUGGAUAAUGUUGUCACUGACCGCUACACUGGAAAGCCUCACGUCGAAUUGUAUGCUGACUACUACUAUGACGCAACCGCCGCUUCAGAUGCAGAGUUUGGCCAGGUGCUUGUGAACGCUGCUUCCUCUGAUCCCAGAUACCAGUAUUUCGACAUUAGAAAGCCUGCUGAUAAGGUAUACCCAUUGAUAAAGGAGAAAGAUCCCAAGACACCCCCUAUCACGACGCUUUCCGGGGAGGAACGCCUCACCAUCCAGUUACCCCAGGUUUCAAAAAACACAACAAGGUUGCAGUUGGAUAUCUUUGCCAGUGGAAAUGGAGACGAGGAAUUCUGGUACACCAACGUGUUGGACAAGUACAAGGACGUUUUUGGAUCUGACGACGGUUUGUUAGGACAUGGUCCCUUGCGAAUCGUUAAUGUAUUCUUUGAUGGCGAAAAGAUUGCUUCACAAACUCAACAGCCAUUCAUUUUCACGGGUGGUAUCUCGCCUUCUUUCUGGUCGCCUAUCGUUGCAAUUAAUGCUUUUGACCUUCCCAGCAUCAAUGUUGAUGUCUCUGGAUUAUUACCGUUAUUAUGGGAAGGAGGCAACCAUACUAUAUCUUUUGAUGUUAGUAAUGGGCUCGAUGAAGUGGAUGGAGGUCACUCUGGUGUUGGCAAUGGCUGGAUUACUGGUGUCAACUUGUUGACCUACGAAAACAAGGAUGUGGUUCAAGCAACGGGCCAGAUCUUGCACAUCGGUAACAGAACAAGAGGAAACCUGAUCUCCUUUGGACGCAAGACUUUUUUGCUGCAAAUCGUAAACGGUAUUUUGGAUAGUCAAUUGACCAGUGAACUCACAUUGCAGCUUGCCAACGGCCAAGAGUUGAGUACUGUGGCCAGUCUGUUCAGCAAGGGAGAGAUUUCAAACGUUCAGCAGUAUCUCAACCUGGGAAACAAGCAAACUGUUGUCCACACUGGCCAUAAUGCUAAGUCGUUCAUUCUUCUGAACAAGUAUGACCUUGAGGACAGAAUCCACCAAACCAAUGUCUCUUUGAGUUAUCCAUUGGUGCUCGACUACAACCAGAAUGGUACUAAUAAUGCUUAUGACUUGGACGUUUCCAUCGUUUAUUCUGUCGCCACGACAUUGGAUAUUGAUGACCACAGAGUCAUGGCGAGUGCCAUUGGACAAAAUGCAACUUCCGUAUUUUACUUGAGACCAAGUGGUAAUCAUGGAGACGCAAAAAUGACUACUAGAUAUAGCAUUCAGGUGAGUGGACCCACCAAAGACUUUACUUAUAAGCGGAGAGUUGACGCUGAUCACGGAAGUAUCACCUAUGAUCAAGACAAUUAUGAGGAGAACACCAGCGAUUGGUCUGAGAUCGACCAGCUUAUCGAGGAGUUGGCCAGCAUCAAUGGAACUGACCAUGGUCCACUCCCCGAACUUCCAACUGUAUGGUAA
This is a messenger RNA of Candidozyma pseudohaemuli, 4779 nucleotides long. RefSeq names its product retromer subunit (gene VPS35). The coding region runs from base 1 to 4779 and encodes 1592 amino acids. Lineage: Eukaryota; Fungi; Ascomycota; Pichiomycetes; Serinales; Metschnikowiaceae. Gene Ontology annotation, biological process: retrograde transport, endosome to Golgi; intracellular protein transport. Gene Ontology annotation, cellular component: retromer, cargo-selective complex; retromer complex; late endosome. The record is from RefSeq and is a predicted model, not a curated record. The transcript is spliced from 2 exons.